UGCUGAAAAGUGCUCUUACGUUAGGACAGCGGACUCUUCUACGGAGCCCAGGUGAGAAAGGACCACCUGAGGCCUGGGUGAGGGUUCUCCGAGGUUCAUUAGGGCCUGAGGCCAAUGGCAGCAGAGACUACAUAGAACUAUGCAUCGUGGUGUUUUGGGAAAAACCUUUCGACUUGUUGGCUAUACUAUUCAGUAUGGCUGCAUAGCUCAUUGUGCUUUUGAAUACGUUGGUGGUGUUGUCAUGUGUUCUGGACCAUCAAUGGAGCCUACAAUUCAAAAUUCAGAUAUUGUAUUUGCAGAAAAUCUUAGUCGACACUUUUAUGGUAUCCAAAGAGGUGACAUUGUGAUUGCCAAAAGCCCGAAUGAUCCAAAAUCAAAUAUUUGCAAAAGAGUAAUUGGUUUGGAAGGAGACAAGAUCCUCACCAAUAGUCCAUCAGAUUUCUUUAAAAGUCAUAGUUAUGUGCCAACAGGUCACGUUUGGUUAGAAGGUGAUAAUCUACAGAAUUCUACAGAUUCCAGGUACUAUGGACCUAUUCCAUAUGGACUAAUAAGAGGACGUAUAUUUUUUAAGAUAUGGCCUCUGAGUGAUUUUGGAUUUCUACGUGACAGCCCUAAUGGCCACAGAUUUUCUGAUGAUUAGCAAGGAUUUAUUCUUUUGAUCUGAUUAUUGUCUCCAGUUCAAGUGGAUUUCUUAUUGCUACUAAAACCAUGUACUUAAUCAACUGUUUUCAGCUUUAGUUAUUUUUAAUUGGGAAAAUAGCCAACACUGUGAAAGCUAAGUAAUUACAAAUAUAUGGAUACAAAUGUAACCCCAGUUAAAUCAUUUAAAUUUUGAUAGAGUUAAGGUAUUUUUGGGGGGGAAAUCUGGAUGACUACCUCACUGAAUUUUUGGUUUUAUAGGUACAAUGAAAGUCAUCUCCCCUUGCAUAUGGUUCAUACUUUAGCGACAUUUACAUGUCAGGUGAUGGUGUCAUUUUUUAAGUCCAAUCCAAAAAUAAAUAUCAGUUUGUUCUAAUAAAAAGUUGUGAUGUCACGUGUUUUGUUUACUCAUCUGAAAUAUAAUAGUUUAAAUGACCCCCCCAAAUUCAAGAAUUUAAAACUCUUUAAAUAUGUACUCAACAUUGUACAUAAAAUAUGAACUAUAUAGAAAAAUAAAGCUUUAAGUCUAUUAACGUCAUUAAAUAUGUUAUAAAAAUCUGCUUCAAACAAUACAUUGGUUUCUUAUUCACAAGUACAGUCAUUGCUACUCUAUUUUAAUACUUUUGAAUAAACAUACUAUACCUGCUUCAAAUUAAUUUUUCUAAGCUACCAUUUCCUAAAUCACAUUUAAAGUUGGGGAUAAUAGUGCUGAAGAGUUGUUCCCACUAAUAUAGCCACAUGAAGAUUUUAAAUACAAAGCUAGGGUUAGAGUCAAGUCUUCUGACUCUAAAACUAUCUUUCUUAGAGCUGCCACUUGCCUUCUUUAUUUUAACUUUGAAAUAAUCCCAUGAAAAUCCCUGUCUACCCUUUAUUAUGGGAGAAUUAGGUUUAUGUUAUUCACAAAAACUAUAAUUUACUUCUAGUGACCUGAGAAUUUGAAAUCAGUAUAUAGUAGGCAUACAGCGAGAAACAUCAUGUAUUACAUGAAAACUGUAGUAACUAUACAGGAAUCUAUAAUAAUUCUUAUGAUCCAUUUAAGGAGAGGAAAUAUACUUAUUUAAAAAAAAAAUUCUAAUUUUGUACCAAGGAAAAAACGAACCAAACACAAGUUCUCAGAUGGGCAUUUAUGCACUGUAGGCUAUUGUUCAUGUCCCCUC
Messenger RNA from Condylura cristata (star-nosed mole), 1796 nucleotides. RefSeq names its product IMP1 inner mitochondrial membrane peptidase-like (S. cerevisiae) (gene IMMP1L). Bases 140 to 640 code for a protein of 166 amino acids. The transcript has 6 exons. NCBI's taxonomy places the organism in Eukaryota, Metazoa, Chordata, Mammalia, Eulipotyphla, Talpidae. Gene Ontology annotation, cellular component: membrane; mitochondrial inner membrane peptidase complex. The record is from RefSeq and is a predicted model, not a curated record. Gene Ontology annotation, molecular function: serine-type endopeptidase activity.